AUGCUCCAACAAAUUCCAUUGGAAAAACGACUUUUGUAUCUCGUCAACCAACGAGAAAUUCUCCCGUUAUUGCAGAAGUACAGUCUCCGGACAAUUGAGGACAGCUUGAACCAAGAGAUCUAUGACCUUGAAUAUGCCCCCUGGCGCUUUUUUAAGAACGCUGCUUCAUUAAAAUUACGUCCGCCAGGAGGAUUUCCACUAGAUAUGCUGGAACGUCGGUUUCAGCUCACUGCUUACCACGAAGAGACGCUGCCGUCUGAAACUUUCCGAUGGACCCGCGAACUGCCACAACUGGGAGGAUUCGAGCAUGCCUGUUUGAAGAUAUAUCCUCACGGAAAGGCUGGCUCAGGAGUUGUCUACCUCACAGCAGAUGCCAAUCCAGACAACGUAGGGUCUCAAACAACAGUCUUUGGUUUCCGCGCUCUCGCAAUUUCCCCUGAGCAGACAGCAACUUCGAAAUCUUCUGACAGCUUUGUAGUGGACGAUACACUAUCAUUGACUAUUGACAAAACAGCUUGGCCACCUGACACAGACUGGAGCUCAGUUAAGGAUCCCACCGACGGCGGAACCAUCAAGCUAGGAACCUACACCACUCCCGACGGUUACAGUGUCCCUACAGCGCGCAUGCCAUCUCUCGAUGAUGUUCAAACUAAGGUCAACCAAGCAAUGGGCCGAAAAAUUGAGCAGCUUUAUCGUUGCGUUUCGACAAUAUCCGCUGCUGGAAAUCCGGUCCAUACGGUUGAGUUGAACCGAGCCGCUUGGCUGCCUUUCCUUGCUGAUGGCGGGACCAGUGAAAGUAAUUUCGGUCUCGAGUUCCAGUCAAACCUUGGAAUUGAUGCCAAGGUUCCUUGUCUUUUCCAAGAGUUCCAGAUUGAGCAGGAUCUGUUUUGGCCGAAGGCCAGUAAAGCUGUUAUUUUUGAGUACAAUCCUGUGAUGCGUGGAAUGAAAGGAGAUUGGCAUUUUGUUACUAUGGGUUAUGCGCGAUCUAAGAUGGAUCACUUUAAUGCUUUGCGGUCGAAGGUUUCUCGAACUGUUGCUACGGAGUCACCAUUUGCUCCUUUGGACUCGGCUACUCGAACGCCAGCGGCAUGUACAAAUUCUCUAGAUGCGUAUGCGGCAAACAGCCAUAAGCAUCAAAGGUCCCACGAUGCAUCCCAGAAGAUUGUCACAAAAGCGAUGUUCUACCACAUGAAUCAAGACGACCGGGAGAAAUUCACCAAUUCCAGCAAGCCCACCGACCUCCCCUCCUCUCUCGCUGACGGCCUGAAACCAGGGCUGAAAACUUUUCUGCGAACCAAAUACGCGCCCGCCUAUCUUUGCCAAUCUUUCGAAGCCAGCGAUGACUACAGAGGCACAUUUACGGAGAAGGAAGGCGAGAAACUAUGGUACUGGUAG
Molecule: messenger RNA, 1395 nt
Organism: Plenodomus lingam JN3
Lineage: Eukaryota; Fungi; Ascomycota; Dothideomycetes; Pleosporales; Leptosphaeriaceae
Source: RefSeq, a predicted model, not a curated record